Molecule: messenger RNA, 1544 nt
Organism: Ochotona princeps (American pika)
Lineage: Eukaryota; Metazoa; Chordata; Mammalia; Lagomorpha; Ochotonidae
Gene: HGD
Product: homogentisate 1,2-dioxygenase
Exons: 14
Coding region: 1-1335 (444 amino acids)
Biological process (GO): L-phenylalanine catabolic process
Cellular component (GO): cytoplasm
Molecular function (GO): homogentisate 1,2-dioxygenase activity
Source: RefSeq, a predicted model, not a curated record
AUGGCGGAGUUGAAGUACCUCUCUGGAUUUGGGAACGAGUGUGCUUCAGAGGAUCCUCGCUGUCCAGGCUCCUUGCCAGAAGGACAGAACAAUCCUCAGACAUGCCCUUACAACCUGUAUGCUGAGCAGCUCUCAGGAUCAGCUUUCACCUGUCCACGGAGUACCAAUAAGAGAAGCUGGCUGUACAGGAUUCUACCUUCAGUUGCUCACAAGCCCUUUGAAUCCAUUGACCAAGGCCAUGUCACUCACAACUGGGAUGAAGUUGAUCCUGAUCCUAACCAGCUUAGAUGGAAGCCAUUUGAGAUUCCAAAAGUAUCUCAGAAGAAAGCGGACUUUGUGAGUGGCCUGCACACCUUGUGUGGAGCUGGAGACAUCAGGUCUAACAAUGGGCUUGCUAUCCACAUUUUCCUCUGCAACACCUCCAUGGGGAACAGAUGCUUUUACAAUUCAGAUGGGGAUUUCUUGAUUGUCCCCCAGAAAGGAAAACUUCUCAUUUACACGGAGUUCGGCAAGAUGCUUGUCCAGCCCAACGAGAUCUGCGUCAUUCAGAGAGGAAUGCGCUUCAGUGUAGAUGUCUUCGAGGAGACCAGGGGCUAUAUCCUGGAAGUCUACGGUGUCCACUUUGAGUUACCUGACCUGGGACCCAUUGGCGCUAAUGGCUUAGCCAAUCCUCGUGACUUCUUGAUACCUGUUGCCUGGUAUGAAGAUCGCCAAGUGCCAGGUGGCUACACAGUGAUUAAUAAAUACCAGGGCAAGCUGUUUGCUGCCAAACAGAAUGUCUCCCCAUUCAAUGUUGUGGCCUGGCAUGGGAACUAUACACCCUACAAGUACAACCUGGAGAAUUUCAUGGUCAUCAACUCAGUGGCCUUUGAUCACGCAGAUCCAUCCAUUUUCACAGUGCUGACUGCCAAGUCUCUCCGCCCUGGAGUGGCCAUCGCUGACUUUGUGAUUUUCCCACCUCGGUGGGGGGUCGCAGAAAAGACCUUCAGGCCUCCUUAUUACCACAGGAACUGCAUGAGUGAAUUCAUGGGACUCAUCAAAGGUCACUACGAGGCAAAGCAAGGUGGAUUUCUGCCAGGGGGAGGCAGCCUGCACAGUGCCAUGACGCCCCACGGGCCUGAUGCAGACUGCUUCGAGAAGGCCAGCAAAGCCAAGCUGGCACCGGAGAGGAUUGCAGAUGGCACCAUGGCAUUUAUGUUUGAAUCGUCUCUGAGUCUGGCUGUCACCAAGUGGGGACUCAAGACCUCCAGUUUGGACGAGAACUACUACAAGUGCUGGGAGCCUCUCAAAAGCCACUUUACCCCCAACUCCAGGAACCCAGCAGGAUUGAAUUGAGCUUAGAGUGUUCUACCAUAAUUGAGAGUGGAUGUGUGCAGUUUUCUUGAGAAUCUCAUGCCCUCUGGUAGUUUUAGGGGAAGGAGUUAGUUAAAAUGAGAAUUCACUUUUCAUGGUCUAGUAUUGUAGAACCUUUGCAGAAAGCUUGUUUGGAAAAAAUCCUUGGUUGUUAGCUAAAUUACUUAAUAAAUACAUGCAAGUGUUCUGUG